Fusarium verticillioides 7600 is the source of this 1939-nucleotide messenger RNA. RefSeq lists its product as hypothetical. The transcript is spliced from 4 exons. Gene Ontology annotation, cellular component: nucleus. NCBI's taxonomy places the organism in Eukaryota, Fungi, Ascomycota, Sordariomycetes, Hypocreales, Nectriaceae. The coding region runs from base 188 to 1681 and encodes 497 amino acids. Gene Ontology annotation, molecular function: nucleic acid binding. The record is from RefSeq and is a predicted model, not a curated record.
CGUAUUUCCUUCCUUCUAACGCCACCGUCUUUCAACCUUCACCACAUCCAUCCUUCACUUUAACUCAUCAGCACCACCAUCUCUCCAUUUCCAUCUCACAACAACAUUAUUCAACACUGCUCCUCUAGUUGAACUCUCACUAUUUCUUCUUUGAUUUUUAAUUUCAUUCCUUCUAUUUUCAUCUGACAUGUCGGUUCUUGAUGCCCAGCUAGCCAAACUGCAGCUACUUCUAGGCAACGGUGUGAAGCUGGAGGAGAGACCGAGAGACCAAGAAGAGGACUACGACGAAACUUCAGACAACUCAGUCGGCGAGGGAGCUGACAACAACUACGCCGAGAUGAUGGAGCGUCAGAGACAAGCUACCAGAGAACAGAUCUCUCAAACUAUUCAGCAACAAGAGGUCAACACUUAUGCUGCCAGACGGCUCGAACUUGCCGAGAAGAAGAAAAAGGCAUUUGAUAACUCCAAGUUUCGCAUCUUUCAGUCGGUCUCCAAGGACUUCACCUUCUGCCCAUUCAAAGUUGUGGUCUCGUAUCCUGAACGCUUCGUGGGCAAGGCCAACAAGCCUCGUACAAAGCCAUUUUUCACCAGAAUCCUCUUCGAGAAAACCUGGGACUUCUUCUAUCUUCAUAAUCCAGAGGAGCCGGCUAGAGACCCCUACCUUUUGAUUCCAACAGCUCAGUUCGAAGUCUUCCUUGAAGAAAUCAACCUCGAGCUCGACACUUCACUCAAGAUCCCCCCCGGAGUGAACAUGGAAAAGUUCUACCUCAAAUUCGGCGAACAUGGUACCCCACGCCCUCGAUACUUGAAACGAUCGGAGGAAGAGACAUCUCUAGAUGCUCGGCCAUGGCCCGCUAUUGACCAAGAUGACAUCAAAGGCUUCAAGGCGGCCACUCCAAAACAGCAACUGGCCUGGAAAGCAAAGUUUCGAAUUGUCAAAUCUGGGUUUCCACCCAGAAACAGGUCAGAUCCUGACAAGGCAGCAAGAAAGAAGAGCCACCGAGAGCGAAUGCUUCGCAACACCCAGAGAUGUCUUGGUCUUCUAGGAGAUCCCGAUGGCUAUGACGUUGUUUUCAUUUGCGUCGAUGUUGAGGCCAUUGAAAGAAAACCCAACCCCGUCUCUGAAAUUGGUAUCGCUAUCCUCGACACACGAGACACCGAAGGCGUCGAUCCUAAGAUUGUCGGCCGUGGCUGGUGGCCCCUAAUCAAGACUCACCAUCUUCGAGUCUAUGAGUUUGCUGGUUUGCGAAACUACCAGUUCGUCAAGGGAUGCCCUGACGAUUUUGACUUUGGGACGAGCAUAUUCCCAACAAAUGCAACAGUUGCAGACUCCAUCAUGGAAAUUUUCAACCCUUGGCUUAACGAUCAACGAAACAUCGUCAUCGUUGGACAUGAUGUGAAACAGGACAUCGCCUACUUCACUGAAUUGGGCUUAGACCUAAGAUUCCUCGGGGGGCUGGCAGAACCGGUGGACACUCAGGACAUUCACCAAGCCUGGCGUGGUUCAACCAAUGGACGAAGUCUCGGGGCCGUACUGAACGAUCUUGAUAUCGCCCAUAAGCACCUGCACAAUGCAGGAAACGACGCGCACUACACACUUUGUGCCAUGCUUGGUAUUGCACUGGAAGACUUUCGGAAGGAAGAAGAGUUGAGCAAUAAGAUGCUCAACAAGGUUGACUGAAGGAUGUUUUCGAAACUCGGAGUGAUGGAAGACAUGCAUCCCGAAAAUGCUCCAGGUGAGCAAGUUGGCAAUUCCCAGAACGAAAUGGGACCUGAAAGAGGGUAGAUGAUAUUUCGAGACAGAUGUAAAGUAACAUCAGAACAAACAAAAACAGGGGUGAGAAGAGAACGGGUCUUUAGGACCCUUUAUUCAUACAGCGUCGAGCCUUGAUAGCUUUUAACAAAGGCAUAUACCUUCACCUUGCUCCAAAGAGCUUCC